Molecule: messenger RNA, 404 nt
Organism: Zingiber officinale
Lineage: Eukaryota; Viridiplantae; Streptophyta; Magnoliopsida; Zingiberales; Zingiberaceae
Product: probable cation transporter HKT6
Exons: 1
Coding region: 1-387 (128 amino acids)
Cellular component (GO): plasma membrane
Molecular function (GO): monoatomic cation transmembrane transporter activity
Source: RefSeq, a predicted model, not a curated record
AUGGAACUUCUUUCUUGCUUGAGCAAGAAAGCUAACAAGAAACUUUCUUCCUUAAAAGCUUGUUCAUGGCGUUCGCUGUGCUUCCUCUUCGACUUCUUCCUCUUCCGCUGCGACCCCUUCUUUGUUCAAAUCUGCUACUUCCUUCUAACUUCCUUUUUCGGCUUCCUCGCGCUGAGGAUUCUCACGCCGAAUAGCAACGCUGAGCAGGGUCAUCCUAGGAACUUGGACUUCUUCUUCAUGUCGGUCUCCGCCGCCACCGUUUCGAGCAUGUCCACUGUGGAAAUGGAGUCCUUCUCCCCGGCCCAGCACUGGGUCCUCGUCAUCCUCAUGUUCAUCGGCGGCGAGGUCUUCACCUCCGUGCUCGGCCUGCACUUCACCAACCUCUAGCUAAAGCGCGAAAGCGA